AUGCGUGCUACCUCCUCCUUCAUCGCGCUAUCUCUCGCGCUCUUCGCGGCCGCGCACCCUCAUCAUGAGCUUUCGGUCCGCGAAAUUGCGCAACGUUCUGCCAUCAACAAGCGCUGCGCUGCAAAGGCAGGAGCUUUCACCCAGGAGCGCAAGAAGCGUUCGCUCAAGAAGCGUUCUCUCGGCACCAGCAUCAUCCCUCGCGACACAUCCGUGAACAUAACGACCGAAUCGCCGCAUUACGCUACUAUUCAGAAUGAUACCUGCCUUCUCGUGCCUGAAGUCACCGCAGGACCCUAUGUCUGGCCGAGGAGUGAGACCCUUAGGCAGAACAUGGCUGAAGACCAGGCUGGUAUCCCUCUGUACCUAGAUAUCGGUGUAUUGGACGUCAACACUUGCGAGCCUGCACCCAACGUCCUAAUUGACAUGUGGCACUGCAACGCAACCGGCAGCUACUCUUCCUUCACCGGGCUCGAUCCCAACACUCCUUUCGAGGAACUCCUCGAUCAACUUAACGUCACCAUCGGCGAAGGAGAACUUGAUCUUCAUACGGAUGCCACCACCUUCCUGCGUGGUAUGUGGCCUACCGAUGACAACGGUGUGAUGGAGAUGCAGACCAUUUACCCUGGCUUUUACGUCGAACGUGCUAUCCACAUUCACGUUCAAGCUCACACGGAAUGGACUGUGCGGAGCAAUGGUACCAUCGUUACCUCCAACACAAGGGCUACUGGACAGAUCGGCUUCAGUGAGGAGAUGAAUGAGAAGAUCAUGGCACUUCCCCCCUACUCGCAGCACACGGAGAUCAACAGGACGACGAACGAGGUAGACAGCAUCUUCACCGGAGAAACUUCCUCUGGUUGGUCUUACGAGGUUCAGAUCGAGCCUUUGGAUGGUGUGGAUGAAUCAAACGGUAUGGUGGGUUACAUCACCUUUGGUGUCAACAUGACUGCAACUGAGAGCGGCUCGGGUGGCGGUAUGGGUGGAGGCCCGUCUUCUUCUGGUAUCUCGUCUGGCGCUGCUGCUCCUACUGGCGCUUAA
Messenger RNA from Didymosphaeria variabile, 1035 nucleotides. RefSeq lists its product as uncharacterized. The record is from RefSeq and is a predicted model, not a curated record. Lineage: Eukaryota; Fungi; Ascomycota; Dothideomycetes; Pleosporales; Didymosphaeriaceae. The transcript is spliced from 2 exons. Gene Ontology annotation, molecular function: ferric iron binding; oxidoreductase activity, acting on single donors with incorporation of molecular oxygen, incorporation of two atoms of oxygen. Bases 1 to 1035 code for a protein of 344 amino acids.